Dermacentor andersoni is the source of this 993-nucleotide messenger RNA. NCBI's taxonomy places the organism in Eukaryota, Metazoa, Arthropoda, Arachnida, Ixodida, Ixodidae. The record is from RefSeq and is a predicted model, not a curated record.
AGCCACUGCGCGCCAUCUAUGUACAGAUCCGCGUCCUGCACACGCGACAUCUGCUGGCGUUGGUGAAAAGGCCGCGCGGAUGCCGACUACUGAACGACUUGACUGCGUGUGGGUGCGCCGCCGGUGUCGAUCCUGUGUGGUCGGUCGUCAGGACGGACCUGCUGCGAGGGCUCGUCGGUGGGCUGCGCCGCCGGCGCGUGGCGCUGCUGCUGCUGCUGCUGCUGCUGGGCGGGGCGGCGUGGCGGACCCCCUGGUGGGAAGACGUCGCCGUACCAAGACGCGCCUGAGCCUCGAGCAACUGGCGUCGGGCAACCGGUCGCUGAGCGCUCGGCUGGCGCGCAAGCGGACCCGGAGCAAGCUGGGCUUCAACCAGAUGAGCUUCGACCUGGGCCUGGAGCCGGCGCAGUUCGCCAACGCGACCGCGGUGCGCCGCUUCGUCGAGCGGCUGGACGCCACCUUCGACCUGGUCAUGGUGGCCGAGCGCAUCAACGAGUCCCUGGUGCUGCUCAGGGACCUGCUCUGCGGGGACGUCGACGACGUGGUCGUCUUCAGGCACAACGCUCGCCAGACCAGCUACCGGCGUCCCCCGAGCGGCCGGCUGGCGGCGCAGCUGCGCGAGCUGAACGCGGCCGACGUGCAGCUGUACGAGCACUUCGCGCGGCGCUUCGAGCAGCGCGUGCGCCGCUUCGGCCCGCGCCGCAUGGCGCGCGAGCUGCGGCUGCUCGAGCAGCGCACCCGCCACUGGCACGAGCGCUGCGUGCGGGACACGCGGCCGGCCGACGACGACGCCCGGGGCUUCUGGGUCAGCGCCAAGGUGCUGACGUUCCGCCCCAAGAACGACAGCUCGCUGGAGUGCGCGCGCAUGACGCUGCCGGAGUUGGUGUUCACGGAGCGGCUCCGGAAGAAGCAGUCGGGAAACGCCACGCGGAGCCACUAGACCACGCUGCCGCGUCCGAAGAGAGGACGCGGGACUCGUCAUCGAUACAACCGGUG